CCACUCGUCGCCACCUCGUGCAUCACCACCUCCCUUUUGAACGCGGUACUGUCAAAGCAGAGUCAGUCAAUAUGAUCGUGCGAAAGGCGUUGAUGCUCUUGUUCAGUCUGAUGUGUGCAGCAACGGACUGCUGUACGAUCGACCCGAAGUUAACUUCUCUAAGGGGAGGAGGAGGGCGCCAGGCUUGGAUACAGGACUUUUGUCGCACCCCAGGCAACGAGUUCUUCGCCGAGGUCCCGUUGAGCUUCAUACGCGAGAGCAUGAAUUCAAUCGAUAUCGGAAGGGGGGUGGAUAUACCGUACAGACAAGAAGCGCUCGGAGUGAUUCUGGGAGAGAGAUUUCUAGUGAGCCCACAGGGGUUAAAAGUCGUGCUCGAAAAGUUCUCCAAGGCAGACUUCGGGAGAUGCCCCAGGGUUUAUUGCCAAGGCCAGGCCGUGCUUCCAGUUGGAGAAUCGGACAGACCAAAGCAGAGUUCUGUGAAGGUGUUCUGCCCGCGCUGCGGUGACCUUUAUUAUCCGUCGGGAUACGUGCGGGCAUGCGACGGAGCAUUCUGGGGAACAACUCUGCCCCACCUCCUGUUGCUGGGCUGGCCAGAGCUGAAGACUACGCCAAACACGUCUCACUACGUGCCCAGGGUGUUCGGGUUCAAAGUACACGCGGAGGAGUUGAGUGCUUCAGAUCAAGACGGUCACCAAGAGAGGUUAUCGUAGUAGCGAAGCUGCAGGGGCGUAGACGAAGAGCGCUUUGUACAGGUGAACAUCAGUGCUUCGGUAUAUCGUUGGAAUCGAGAGCAGCAGUGACACCCCCCCUGCUGUGGGUAACAUGUGAAGACGACGACUUGGUGGUUGCUGGGGGUAGGUAAGCUGGAAGGAGGGGCAAAUGAUGCAGAUUUUUGUGAUACGAGGAGAUUUUGGUUAGCUAAAUGACGAGGGCAUCGAAGGCUGUAAUUGCAGGACACACAGCUCCCAUGUUCGACCGUGCAUUUGAGCCCCACGCAAAUUUCAAAGCACAGGAAAAGAGCUGCCGGCGCCGUAUGUUGUAGAUCUCACCGAGAGGUUUUGGAGUAUUGAUCAUUCGGUGAUGGGGCAGUCUCGGAGGUGAGGCCAUCGGUCCAAGGGGGUGUAAUAGAAAUAGACGGUAGUCAAACAAGGCAUGCAGAAGUAGAGUGGGGUAAGGUUUAGUUGGGUUUUCUUUGCGUUUCCUGCUGUCAAUAGAGGCGAGAGUGAUGCGGAUAAGGCCAAAUGCUCUAGAUUAACCUGGG
This is a messenger RNA of Ectocarpus sp. CCAP 1310/34, 1261 nucleotides long. The record is from the annotation of a GenBank genome assembly. Lineage: Eukaryota; Phaeophyceae; Ectocarpales; Ectocarpaceae.